This is a messenger RNA of Lagopus muta (rock ptarmigan), 1081 nucleotides long. Its product is annotated as nicotinamide riboside kinase 2-like. NCBI's taxonomy places the organism in Eukaryota, Metazoa, Chordata, Aves, Galliformes, Phasianidae. Gene Ontology annotation, cellular component: cytoplasm. Bases 286 to 912 code for a protein of 208 amino acids. The record is from RefSeq and is a predicted model, not a curated record. The transcript is spliced from 8 exons.
AUGCAGCGGGUGCCGGCCUCCCUUUGCGGAGCGCUCCGGCGCGGCGCGCACCGGCCCUGCUGCUCCCUGCUCCUCCGGCCAUGGCGCUGCCCAGCAGUUGACGUUGGGCUUCUCCCCUUUCAUCUCCUCUCUCUCUCUCCCACCCCUUUCCUCCCCGGGUCCCGGCUCAGGCACGUAGGCGGCCGUUACCGGCGACCCCGAAUCCCCGGUCCCGUCCUCCCUUCCUACCCCUUCCUCCCCCGGAACAGGCUGUAGGAGUCGGGCCGGGCGGCUGUCGGCCGCGCCAUGAACAUCAUCAUCGGCAUCGGCGGGGUCACCAACGGGGGCAAGACCACCCUCACCCGCAGGCUGAUGCAGGCCCUGCCCAACUGCAGCGUGGUGCACCAGGACGACUUCUUCAAGCCUCAAGAUGAAAUAGAAGUUGAAGAUGGCUUUAAGCAGUAUGAUGUGAUCAGUGCGUUAGAUAUGGAGGCGAUGAUGAGUACCAUAAAUGCUUGGAUAAAGAACCCAGUCAAGUUUGAACGCUCCCAUGGGAUCAACAACACGCUGGAUGCCCAGAUCUCACCAGACAGGGAGGGAGGAGAUGAAGCGAUCCACAUCCUUAUUAUCGAGGGCUUCCUGCUUUACACCUACAGGCCCCUGAUUGAUGUAUUCCACCAUCGGUACUUUCUUUCCAUUCCAUAUGAGGAGUGUAAAAGGAGAAGAAGUUCAAGAAAUUACACUGUACCUGAUCCACCUGGAUUGUUUGAUGGCCACGUUUGGCCUAUGUAUGUAAAGCACAGGAAGAUAAUGGAAGAUCUUGGUGUUGACGUGGUGCACUUGAAUGGAACAAAAUCCAAGGAAGAACUGUUUAAUGAGGUAUAUGGACAGAUCCAAAAUAAGAUUGAAGAAUUACUUAACAUGCAGAAAUAAGCUUCUACUGAUUCUUGUGACUGAAGAUGACUCCUGUUUGCUCUGUGCUGUCUACCUGACUGCCACUGAAGUUCCAGCUUCUGUGAAGACUCAACUCCUGAAUUUGGCUUCAUUGAGUUUUCUCCUGAAACUGAGUUACAUAUGGUCAUUAAAAAGCAUUUCCCCCUCA